AUGUGUGGUAGGUUUGCUUUAUCGGUGGAAUUGGUUGAUUUACCAGAGGAAUUCAUGGAGACUGCAAUUGCUCACUUUGAUUUAUCUGAAGGAAGUGAGGGGAGUUCCAGUGAAGACAGUAGCGCUGCAAGCACAGAUUCUUCGGGCCCAACACUUCAUAGUAUUGGACCAAACCAUUAUGUUUCCACUGUUGCAUUAAAUUCUGCUUCUCCAGAAGCCAACGAGGACAGAUCUGCCUCAGUUGAUUACUUUUCAAAGGAAGAUUUUAAGUCCAUAGUCGAGAUAUUGGUUAAAUACCCCCAACCAAAUCGUGUCUUUAGGCCGUCGUACAAUAUUCCUCCAACCAGAAGUUCAGUUAUCAUAUUCCAAAGUAAUACUGAUAAGGCUUCCCCUACAGUAGAUUACAAAUAUGUAAUAGAAUCACUGUCGUUUGGGUUAGUGCCGUCAUGGGCCAAACCAAAGGACCCAGAGCCUGUGCAACGAAAUGGGAACCCGGGUCCUCCAUACUCUAAAGAAAUUCAAAGAUUUCAGGGUAGGCAAUUUAACUGCAGAAAAGAAUCCAUGGGAAAGGGAAACGCCUUGCCUACCUGGAAUAGCCAUAAGAAGAAAACAAGGUGUGUAGUACCUAUUCAAGGAUAUUUUGAGUGGUUAAGACUUCCUAGGGACGAAAACAUUCCAUAUUAUAUACAUUCAACCAGUUCAUCUCUUAUUUACCUAGCAGGGUUAUACUCACAUAACUACAACUAUAAGAUGGAUGAAAGUGAUGAGUAUUUCUCGUCAUUUGCUAUAGUUACUGGCCCUACGAAUAAAAGAGAAGAUUUAAAGGAUUUGUCGUGGUUACAUUCCAGAAAACCGAUCAUGUUGAUACCUGGCUCGAAGGAAUGGUUUGAAUGGUUGAAUCCAGAGAGGGAUUGGGAUGAUCUGUUGAUGGACACCGUCUUAGACACUAAGAAGAAUAAAGCAUAUAAGGAUAUAGAUGCAUACAUUGUUGGGAAAGCCGUUGGAAAGAUAGGGUCCCAUGGCCCAGAAUUGAUAGAGAGGAAAAGGGGGCCAUCGGUGAGCCCACAGAAGCCUAUCACUCUGUUUUUCCAGCGCAAAAAACCUGCCGAUAGUGCUGAAGAUGGAGGCAGUCCCAAGAAGAGAAUAAAGGUAGAAAAUAGGGAAGCGGAAAGUAAAGGUGAUAUACUUUCAGCUAUGACAAAGUCCCAGAAAAAGGCACCUGAAAACGUCAAGGGAGUACUUGGAUCCGAAAGUUACCUUGAUGUGAAAAAAGAAGAGGAAGGAGAUGAAUCAGGAAUUGAAGAAUAA
Molecule: messenger RNA, 1308 nt
Organism: Dujonia railenensis
Lineage: Eukaryota; Fungi; Ascomycota; Pichiomycetes; Serinales; Debaryomycetaceae
Source: the annotation of a GenBank genome assembly